Messenger RNA from Podarcis muralis (Common wall lizard), 1553 nucleotides. NCBI's taxonomy places the organism in Eukaryota, Metazoa, Chordata, Lepidosauria, Squamata, Lacertidae. The record is from RefSeq and is a predicted model, not a curated record.
CAGAGUCCCGCCCCCUCGGCUGGCCCGGCUGCCUCCGCCUCCUCCAGCUUUGGGAGCCGCUUCCGCUCGCCAUGGAGGAGGCAGGCAACCCCGAAAGAGAGCCUCUGCUGGCGGCGGCGGCGCCGCCGACGGCGGCUCCCGGCGGCCCCCGAGGGCUGCGGCGCCUCUACUCGGGCGGGGACAGCGCCGCCCCGGGCGACGGAGGAGACGGCGGCGGCUCCGAGGCCUCCCGGUCUCCCCCGGGCGGGAACGUUGCCGAUGACCAAAAUCCCUACUUGAACCAAGCAGUAGUGUUCAUUGAAGAUGCAAUUCAGUAUCGUUCCAUAAAUCACCGUGUGGAUUCUUACUCCUUGUGGCUUUAUCGGCGGUAUUACUCAGAAGUUUGCCAAUGGAUUUUGAUUGCCACCAUUACACUAAUCCUGGCUCUUGCUUUCAUCGAAACGCCUUCUUCAUUUACUGUCACGUCGGACAUACGAUACCGCUUGAAACCCUGGGAGCCUCCUUGUGGCUUGACGGAGAGCAUUGAACUGCUUUGCUUCCUUGUCUUUAUAGCAGAUGUCUCUGUAAAGAGUUACUUAAUAGGAUGGGAAGAGUUUCGGAAAACCAAGUGGUUGAUGGCAUAUAUCGUGGUGCUAGUAGUCUCCCUUGCAGACUGGACUGUUUCGCUGAGCUCUUCCUGUGGUGAGCCUUCCAAAAUACGGCGAAUCCUCCGUCCUUUCUUCCUCCUUCAGAACUCUUCAAUGAUGAAAAAGACACUAAAGUGCUUUCUCCCUAAUAGUGUUAUGCUGCUAUUAGCUGUUCACCUGUUUCUCUUUACCAUGUUUGGCAUGCUGCUGUUUGCUCGAACGAAGGAUGCCCAGCAGGACAAGGAAUGGCAAGGAUAUUUUCACAACUUGCCAGAUUCAUUAACUUCCCUGCUGGUACUGCUGACAACUGCAAAUAAUCCAGAUGUGAUGAUUCCUGCCUACUCUAAGAACAGAGCAUAUUCCAUCUUCUUCAUAUUCUUCACUGUAAUAGGGAACUUAUUUCUGAUGAACUUGCUGACAGCAAUAAUAUACAAUCAGUUUCGUGGCUAUCUUCUGAAAUCGGUUCAAUCCUCACUUUUCCGAAGGCGCUUAGGAAUCCGGGCUGCCUUUGAAGUUCUUUGUUCUCUGAAGGAGACUUCUCUCAAUAAGAACAUCUUGCGUGUCCAGGCAGAGACUCUAGCUCAAGUUCUUCAUAGAGUAAAAAUGGAUCCUGACUGCAAGGAAGCAAUCAUUAGGAACCUUGAGUUGUGUCCCCCAGGAGGUCUGACCUCUGCUCAGUUUCAAUUACUCUUUGAUGAACUGGACAAACACAAAGUUAAAGAGCGUCCUCCCAGGCCAGAUUAUCAGUCACCUUUUCUACAGAGAAUCCAAAUUGUCUUUGGUCACCGUUACUUUGGCUAUUUGGGGAAUGCUGUUGCUGUAGCAAACGUUUUGUCUGUGUGCGUAAGUAUAACAUGUGUCAAACAGUAGUGAUUUUACAUUAUGGCAAGUUUUAGCAGGGCAGUUUAGUAGCCCAGUUCCCUCAUC